Messenger RNA from Pocillopora meandrina, 7927 nucleotides. Lineage: Eukaryota; Metazoa; Cnidaria; Anthozoa; Scleractinia; Pocilloporidae. The record is from the annotation of a GenBank genome assembly.
AGAUAAAUCAUGGCGCUACAUGAACUAAUGCUAACGCUCUUUCUCUUCAGUAAACUUUCUCCGUCCACAGCUGAUAUUGAAGCAGGUUCUCAAGUUUGGGAGGCAAAGGAGAAUUUUCAGUUCGGUAUUGCAGAGGGAAAUGUAGAGGUAGAGUGUUCUUUACUUUGUUAUGAUUUUUAGCAGGUGAUAGAGCAGAACACGGCAAAAGAUCUUCCUUUGAAAGAUCGCGCAGUAGUAGUCUUUCAGAGUGUGUUUUUUAAUUGGUUUGGGGCUUUUAUUGGGUUUUACCUCUCAAAUAUUAAAUCGAUUGACAUGCUGCCAACAACUUUUAUAUGUUUUUAUGUUUGGUUUACGAUGUGAUAAAAACGAAAGUUGCAAAUUAAGUUUCGGAAACUAUCCACGAAACAUGACAAGUUAAAAAUCCUUGAAAAAGUUGUUAGGAUAUUAUUUAUCAUUCUGGGUUUACUUGUUCUUAAUAUUGUACCAUUAACUCGGAUUUAGUCGUUAAAUCCAUAAUAUAUUGGGGAACUUAGAGUGGUUGGAAGAUUCGACUUCCAAAUGUAGGCGACAAGUAAGGUCAAUUGAGGAAAUGUGUUAUUUACAUUGUUUUCUUAUCUAUUGAUGUACCUACAGCUGGUUUAAUAUUUUGCAAUUAUAAUCUUACUUCAAACCUUUACAAAAUUAAUUAUGGAAAUAUUUUAAAGUUAAAAUGUCAGCUCUCUGGUUUCAUCAGAGAUUUUAAGUUCAUUUUUUCAAAGUUGUGAGUUCCAGUGUUAAGUUUAACGCUUUUUAAAAGUAUUUUAUAUAUUUGUCCCAACACUCAGAGUGAACAGAAUUAAAAGUAAUGAUCAUUAACCAGCUUUGGAUCGGCUCAAUGGACAGGAGCAUUGCUGGUUUAGCCUUCCAACUCUCAAAAUCUGAUUGUUCAUUCUCCCCUCUAGCUGAUAUACAUUUCCUUGUAAACUAGUUACAAGAAUAUGGUGUUAGAUCAAGAUAACCACUUUUAGCUGAGAUUACUUUAAGUAUUCUUAUUACCCGUUUGUUGGGUAAUAUAUAGAUAUUCUGGGGAGAAGUUAAAUUUUGAUCACUUCAGUGAAUUGGAGGGUUAAGCCAGGCAGAGUGCAGUGGUAUCACUAGACAGAUAUAGGCAACUAUUGUCUUAGACCAAGGGCCAGUGAAGGUGAAACAUUUGGCUUGAGUUGAGGAGGUAUAAACCAAGUGCCAGCAAAGCUUAAAGAUUUUUCCUCCCCUCUGAUCAGCCAAAGAUUGCAUCAUAUCUUCUCAUAAACACCUUGCUCUGACAAGCCCAAAAGAAGAUACUAAGUUUUGCCUCGUGAUACAUAAAUUGCACUCCCACUUCACAGCCAUCCAAUUUUGUUGAUCACUUAACAUAGGAUUACAGACUGAAUUUGACAACACAAAGUCCUAUCACCAUUAUUAAUCAUCAUGUUAAAUUCUUUAUCUUGUAGGAUUCUGUUCUUGAUAUUGACCUUACUUCACACUUAUCCUUCAAAUAUCAAACAAAUGAUGGACGAAACAUUUUUGUCUUUGACAAGCUUUUAAAACCAAAUACACUGAGAGCAUUUUUAGAUUAUCUGAAUAUAGAUUUAGGUUCCUGGCAGUUUCGGCUUUUUGAACCUUACGAUGGCGGCGUCGAAGAGUUAUCAGAUAAUAUUCCGUGGGUGAAUCCUGUAGACUGUGUUGAAUUUUCAAAAUCUAUUGUGGGUAAAACAAUUCAGAAGGCAGUGAUGGAUGCUGUUGGCACAAAAGACAUUUACUAUCCUUACAAAGUAAGAGGGAAACUUAUGCGACGAGGAGACUUCACAAAACUUUACACUGAUGCCAAUAGAACGGAUGGUGAAUUUUCUGCCAUGAUGUUCUUGAAUCCAAAAUGGAGGAAAAAUGAUUAUGGAGAGCUAUAUUUGUAAGUAUAGAGUACUAAAUAAAUUUUAUUACUAGAGUACUAAAUAAAUUUUUUUUUUUUUUUGACAAAUUCACAUUUAUUUUACAAAGCCUGCAUAAUAAUUACAAACAUAAGCAAACAGAUCUACUGCAUUGAAUAAACUAAACUGACUUUGACUCCUAAAAGUGACUAGAAUCUAAUUUCUCCUUACAAUAUCACCCCUGAAUCAAACAUUCAGGUCAUGAGAAUAAAGGAAAUGAUCACCGACUAAAGAAGCUCUUGAUUGUUAAACAAAUUCUCCCUACAACACUAUAGGAAAUGUAUGGGAGAUUAUAAUACAUACUGAUGUUUAAGGGCAUAUUAGGGUUGAUUAAAGUUAUUAAGCCUUUAACAAGGGAUUUAGAUGGAAAUUCAUCCUUUCUUGUCAGCUUCCAUCAUCAAUACUCUUUUCUCAGGUAACUCUUAGAAAGUUGACCCUCUAACUCCCAUAGGAGACCAAGACAGAAUUUCUCCUCGGUAUAAAAUCAAUGCUAACAAUAUCAGGCAGACAUUGAGUCAAGAAUAAAGAAAAUAUGUCUUUUACCAGAUUGUUAGUUUUUCCAAUACAAAAAUUCUCUGCACUAACAUCACAUUAAUUUUAUGACAGACAGUAAGGAGGGAUACUUGUGAGAUCUGGGUGUGAAAGGGUUAUUCAAAGUAUUUUGUUACUAACAAUAAAUUUUGUUAAUGUUUUUCUCAAUCAGUGAUCAUGUGUAAUAGUCUGACACAGUCUCGUAGUUAUUGCUCGAUGAAAUAUAUUUUAGAGAUGGCUAUUGCGUUAAAUUAUCCGAACUAUUAAUUUAAAAAUGAGGGGUGUACCAGAGGAGAAGUCUUAAAAGAUGGGUUGGGAAGAAGAAAGACUAAGAACUACAAUGUCAUUUUCCAUACAAUAAUUUUCCAGAUAUGAUGAAGAUAUUGAAAUUGUUGCUGGAGCUGUUCCCAAGUUUGGCCGCCUGGUUGUUUGGGACAGUUCUGUUUCCUACCUUCCAAGGCCUCCAAGCAUUGCUUUCAAGAAAGGCCAGCUGCUUCUGCAUGUUCAGUUCUCAAAAUCAAAAGAAAAAAUGCUGAAGAGCUAUGCAGAUGUAACUGCAUCAAAAGCUAUACGUCAGGCUGCAUAUGAUGCUGGUUUUAUUGGCAGUGAUAAGCCAGUACCAAAUGACAUUGACAUUGAGAAGAAUUUUGUCUCAAGUUCUAAAUCACUUGAAGGAAAGGAGAUCCAUGUGUUUGAUGACCUGUUUGAAAAGGAAGAUUUGGAUCGGUUGCGAGCAUUCAUUUUCAAGCAUGGCACAUAUUAUUAUGAUGAUAGUGAUGAAGGUGAUGAUGACAGUGACAAUGUCCAAUGGAUCGCAGGCUUUGAGAUUGACGCAUAUAUCAAAAGUAGACUUUGGAACAUUAUGCAGCAGGUAAGUUCUCUUGCUUGUUUAGAUUAAGUUGCCACAAUUUGAAAAUCAUCUCGUUCUCUCUCAAUUCUUAAAUGCUAUUGAUAUCUAAAACAGGGGUUACAAAACAAGCCAGCAAUCAUCAGAGUUCCACCAGCCACUUGAUAACAUAUUGCCAGUUACUCUUGUCAAUAUAAUUACCUUUUGGCUCUUAACCCAUUAACUCUCAGAUUAAAUUUGUAAUUCUCCUUACUGUCAACCAUUCAAUUCUUCUAGUGUUAGUUCAGAGAAUUUAGUAUUGGAUCAAUUAAUUAUUUCCAAAUUGAUAUUUUUCUUUAUUCUCAUCUCUUAUCUGGUCGAUGUUGUAUUGAUAUUGUAAGGAGAAAUUCUGUCUUGGUCAUUCAUGGGAGUUAAAGGGUUAAUGGACUUUUCACAGUCACCUGCUUUGGCGGUGUCUGCCACCAUUAAUUAAAAAUAUUUUGAAACCCCUGCUAAAACCACUUUGUCAAUUAAAAUUCUUUGCUAAAAAAAAAAGAAAACAUAAAAAAAGAGCUGGUUUGUACUUUAGCACUUUAUGUCCCAAGAUCUGAUUGUUAAUUCUCCCCUCUAGCUGCUAGAUACAAGAAUUUGGUGAUAGAUCCAGAUAAAAGUUUGAGGGAAAGUGUCAUAUUUACUUCGCAGACAAGUUUGAUCUUGCAAUGAGAGAAGCCACCUAAUUUUGUGUGCAGCACAAGAUCUUUCUGCUUCAAGGAGCUUGUUGUCACAGUUAGAUGAAGUUUUAAGUCUCUAAAUUUUUCAUCACUCCUCUUACAAAAUUUAAAGAAGUUCAAUUUUACUUGUAACAAAAUGCUAUUCAAAGUGACUGGUGCCCAUUGAUACUCCAGCAUAAUGAGAGGCACAAAAGAGAGGCGAGAGUUAAGUGUGUUCAGUCCAAGCAUGUAACAGAUGACCCCAAUCAAAGCUUGUAAUGAAAUCUUUUUAUCUAGAGUCAGUCAUGCUAAUGAAUGAAUCAUCUUUUUCCACAUGUAUACUCAAUUUCUAUAUCAAAUCUGACUCACAAUUCACCAUAAUCUAAAACCAAAAUGGAUCAUUAACCUUUAGAGUAACAAGCAUCUAAUUUCUCUGAACAUUGUAACCCCAUGAUCACACAUUAUGGUCACGAGAAUAACAGAAAUGGUCGCCAACUAAUUAAUUCUCCUUAUCAGCACCUUGGGAAAUGUAUAGAGAACAGUAUGGAGAAUAUGCAUAUUGAUGUUAAGGUGUAAAGGGAUAACAAAGACUUUGGUUUUUCAGACGUUAAAACAUAUAACAGGGCGCGACAAGUGGUUCCCUUACGACAUCUCCUGUAACUUGAUCAGGAGUGCAGACCACACCCGUAUACACCAAGAUUGUGAGCCACAUGAAGAUGAAUGGACAUACCUGAUAUAUCUAACACCAAACUGGACAAAGAAUGACUAUGGAGAAACAGCUUUCUAUGAGACAAUGACAAAUGAUAACGAGAUUAUCACUGAGGUGCGACCAAAAUACGGAAGGGCUGUUGUCUUUCAAGGUACUGAAAUAUAACUAUGUUGAUUUUUGUAAUUGUUUUGGUGAUGGAUGUCAGAGAAGGGCUAAAUUACACAAGGAGUAAAAUUAUGUGCAAUGCGUGUCUGUUGUUUUUAUUAAGGGAUGUAGAAGUUUGGAGAAGAAAGAUUUAAAGUAAAAAGAGGAAGUGCUUUGCAUCGGUUCCACCUCGGGCGGUGAAAUAGCUCAUGAUACAAAAUCAAAUUUUUGCCAGAGAAUUCUGUGUUGUAAUAGGUUAAUUAUUUGAUCUCUGAUGCAUAAUGAACAAACUGUAACAAAAAGGUCAAUUUUUUUAUCAAAAUCCUAAGUAGUUUAUAGUAUAAUAUGUAAAUGGUCAAGUCUGGCCAGGAAACCAAUUUGCCGCUCUAGGAAGAGCUUAUUCCGGUUUCUUAGUCACUCAAGCCCCAGAUUAAUGGGAGGCAGGAGCCCAUGGGCUCCUGUGGGAGGUUAUGUUAGGCCCCUUUAGAAAGUUUUUAUCGUUAAUCUCUACCCAAUACAUUAAACCCGCGAUUUCACCAAAAAUAUAAGGGCUGAGAUGGGUUUAAUUGAAACAUACUUGCGGAACAAAAUUCUAGUUUUAUCGGGGGUGGGUAUAGGUUUAGAUAUUUCAAUAAGUACUCUAUGAUUUUCAUAGAGGAGUACCCUCAGGGGUUUGAGUCACCGUAAUGAUUCGAUUUAGCACCCGUGGCGCUUAUUUACUUACUGUAUGAUACCUUUAGGGUCGGCACUUAUCCGAAACAGGGUACUUGUUAGGGACAGGCACUUAUUUUUAUUAUUAUUAUUAUUAAUGUGUGGAACAAACUUUUGACUUUUUUAACGAACAGUUGCAGAAAAUGUAAACGUAACAAGUAUUUAGUGAACGUUUUCGCAUAAUAAUGGUAGAAGGUGUACUCGAGUAGUGUUUUCACUAAAACAAAAUAGAGGCGCUUAUUGGUAGGAGAGUGCUUCCGAAAUAGGGUCGCUUAUCAGAGUAGGGGCGCUUAUUAACAGAAAAAAAUUCAAGGAAGUCGCUUGUUAGAGAGGGGCACUUAUUGAAUCGAAUCAGUUACUGUAUUGAAAGUUAACUGAACAAACAAGUAACAGCUGUUUUAGGUGCUUCAAAAAAACACUUUCGAUAACUAGCUGUGUAUUCCCUUUGGCCCCAGGAAUCAUUCCUCAUUCAGCAAGGCCGCCCAGUACAAACCAAUCACAUGCUCGCCUCACCUUUGUAGCUAAAGUGUCUGUGGAUGAGUUUGUGGGCCGACACAAGGCAUUCAGAGAGGAAAUGAGGCACUAUCAGGGUCUGGUGGAAUCAGAGAGUAUGCUAGAUGCAAUGGAACGAGGACUAGGUAAACUAUCAUAGACUAUAACUGUUCAAACGAGUUCUCCUCUUUGGUACGCUCACUUUCACGUAAGAUUCCUGUCUUGAGCUUGAUGUUUGAAAGAAUUCCCCUCGCUCUAAUGAGAAACCUCUGUAUAAGUAGCAAUUUUAGAGUUCUUCUUCUUGUGAAACAAGAUGUACUUGUAUUUUUAAACAUUGUCACAAUUAUUUCACGAAACUCGCACCAUACAUCGACCGGCUUAGAUCGGUUUUUCUCGAAAUCGCUUGCGGGGUGCCACUGUCACGCUCACUUCCCGUUUCCGUUCAGACAAACCUGUAUUUUUAAAUCGUUUCCAUUUUGAAUAUCGUAGGCUUUCAACUAAAAUAAUGCGUACUGCACAUGGUAGUCUUAUAAAGGGAAGACUACACAGAAGAAUUUGGUGACUUGCUUUUUUUCCUUUAGAAAAGCUUUAGUAAGCCCAACCAUGACUUGGCCUAACUAAGUCGCCCGCUUUGAUAAACUUCCUUCUCUGAUAAACCUAGACCACAAGCAGUCCCUCUUUUUCGACAAAGUCCAUCGUGCGAGUAAAAAUAAAGUCAAUGAAAAAAAAAAUAGACGUUAGUGCGCCUCGCGUAACCCUGGGAGUGAGGCGGACCAAAAGUACUUACUCUUGCUUUUUUACUCGUGCGACUGACUAGGGACUUCUUCUUGUUUACAAUACACCUUCCCCCUCCCCCUCGCAUGCGUUAUAGGCAAUUUGCGAGUUCUCAUGGGUUCCUUGUGAUAUGUUCCCUCGUUCUCAUUGGCCGUCUGGAUUACUCUCAGUUAGUUUUGAUUGACAACAUCCCUUUGAAAUUCGCUCAAUAUUUAUUUUCUCGUUUGGUUAGAUUUUGACCCAGAAGCUGAGGAAACCGAGCCUCGUGAUGAGAUGUCAGACGACAGAGGAGACUCAGAACCUGACGAUGAAAUGGAAGAAGAGGAAGAAAAUGAAGAGGAACCCAUCAAGAUAGAAAAAGAAGCUGAAGAAGGAGUUAUACACGAGGAGCAACCAGACCACCCAGUCCUUCAAGAACUAAACUCGCGUCUGGACGCAGUCGCGCAAAGUGGGGGCCUGGAUCAGAUGAGAAAUCUUCACCGAGAAUUACAUGCAAGACAUGUCACGGCACGACGAGAGGCUGUAAAACGAAUUACAAAUCUUAUCUGAGGUAUAAAGAAGUUUGGUAGUGUAAAUAUGGAAAUAAACACAACGUAGUAUCAACGGUGAAAGUGUUUUGGUUGACUGACGGAAAGUGAACAUGUGUUUGUAAGUAACUCAGUCAAGCUGUGUCUUACGAAGAUAGACGUUGAAUGGCCGAAAUCGAACAGUAAAGUCGAAAUCAGGCGGAACUUUCCGAAAUCGGACGAAACUGAAAAAUGCACUCGUUUACAGCCAAUCAGACACGCGUGAUUUUUUUCAUGUUCAUAAUUAAACUACCAACAAUUAUUUCUCUAAUGGACGCUUUUUAGUUGACUAAAGUUUCACCAAAUUUUGAAAUAUUCCUUAACAAAAGUUUUAUGGUCGAUAAAAUUCUUUUGCGAACCGAAAUGAUUUUAAUGCUUAUAAAAUAGUGAUUGAAGAUGUCUAGGUAGUUUUUCCAGACAUUUUCUUCGUUCUUGUUUAGAAAGCUAGUUCUUUCUUGGGAUACUUGAAAGCGCUAGUAUUAUAUCUAGUAACCAGGCCUUUUUCUAACUGAAGUGGGACC